CGGCUUGAAUCGCAGUCCCGCGCCGCGGAGGGCGGUGAGGCGGGCGCCAACGGCCGGUGCGGCGGGGCGGGAGGCAGCGCGGAAACACGGCAUCCUGGGGGCGACCUAGCUGGGGCCCGGGGCGCUGAGUCUUCUGGCGGGUCCGCCGCUCCUGCUCAGGCUGAGCGGCAGCAGCCGCCCGGCGGUGGGCGCCCAGGAGCCGGGUAGCGACCCGGAGCCCCCAAGGCGGGGUGCGGACGUCGUGUCCGCAGCCUGCGUCCCCCGCGGCCGCGCCCGGGCCAUGAUCGACUCGGUGAAGCUGCGCCGCGACAGCGCGGCCGACUUCUUCUCGCAUUAUGAGUACCUGUGCGCGCUGCAGGACUCCGUGCCGCUGCCCGCCGUGCGCGCCUGUCUGCGGGAGGGCGUGCUGGACUUCAACGCCGACCGCCUCCGCGUGGCGGACUGGGCGCCGCUUCUCAGCACCCUCAAGAAUGAUAAAGAUCUGCCCUUGAUCUGCAUCAAGAGCUGCUUCCAGCCGUGGCUUGGCGAAACAGCUUCUGACAGAAAUAAAGUUUACAGAAGUCGUGUUCCUGCGAUAAGAAAUAAAGAUGUGACCUUCCAGUUGUGUAAAGCUCUUAAAUGCUGUUUAAGUGCAUCAGGUGCGCUGAGGAACCUGGAGCUUAACGGGCUAGUUCUGAGAGAGAGAGACUUAACGAUGUUAACAAAGGGAUUGAAUAAAUCAGCCACUUUGGUGCACCUGUCUCUUGCGAAUUGUCCAAUUGGAGAUGGAGGUUUAGAAAUUGUUUGUCAAGGUAUAAAGAACUCUGUCACUCUUAAGACAAUAAACUUCACGGGGUGUAAUCUGACAUGGCAGGGAGCAGAUCACAUGGCCAAGAUCUUAAAGUAUCAGACCAUCAGAAGGCAUGAAGAAACCUGGGCUGAGAGUCUUCGUUACAGGAGACCUGAUCUUGACUGCAUGGCUGGUUUGAGGCGCAUCACUCUGAACUGCAACACACUCAUUGGUGACCUUGGUGCAAAUGGUUUUGCAGAAUCUCUUAGUGAGGAUUUAUGGCUGAGAGCACUUGACCUGCAGCAGUGUGGCCUCACCAAUGAAGGAGCAAAUGCUUUACUAAAAGCCCUUGAAACCAAUAGAACUCUGGUCGUUCUGGAUAUAAGAAAAAAUCCACUUGUUGAUCAUUCUGUGAUGAAAGCCAUUAUCAAAAAAGUUCUCCAGAAUGGAAGAAGUGCCAAGUCAGAGUACCAAUGGAUAACUUCUCCAUCCGUGAAGGAACCAGUGAAGGAACCAUCCAAAGCUGCCAGACAGAAAAAGAGAACCAUAAUUUUGGGAAGUAGUCGAAAAGGAAAAGCUACUAUUAGAAUUGGAUUGGCCACAAAGAAACCUGUAGGUAAUGGAAAGAAACCCUCCACUGGUAAAGACUCUUACGCCCCGGAACCUCUGCCUCCCGGUGUGUCUGGCUUCCUGCCAUGGCGAACGGCAGAGCGUGCAAAGAGGAGCAGGGGUUUUCCUUUAAUCAAAGCUCGUGAUGUGUGUAAUCAGUUGCAGCAAUCAGAUUUUCCUGUGACUGUGACCGUAGAGAGUCCUUCCUCCUCAGAAAUUGAAGAGGUUGACGAUUCCUCAGAAAGUGUUCAGGAAGAGCCAGAGAAAAUCAGUUUGAAACAAGAAGCAUUGCAGGGAAAACUGGAGGAGUGCCUAAAGCAGUUAAAGGAGGAAAGAGUAAUGAGGCUUAAGGCUGAUAAACGAGUCAGCGAGUUGGAACAUGAAAAUGCCCAGUUAAGAAAUAUAAAUUUCUCUUUGUCUGAAGCCCUUCAUGCACACUCAUUGACAAGCAUGAUCCUGGAUGAUGAAGGUGUUUUGGGCAGCAUUGAGAAUUCUUUCCAGAAGUUCCAUGCUUUCUUGGAUCUCCUUAAAGAUGCUGGGCUUGGGCAGCUGGCCACAAUGGCUGGUAUAGAUCAGUCAGAUUUUCAUUUACUAGGUCAUCCCCAGAUGAAUUCUACUGUUAGUAGUCCACCUAAAGAAGAAAAGAAGGCACUUGAAGAAGAAAAGUCAGAAUUACAGCAGAGUGCCUUAGGACAAAUGCAAAAUAUCCAAGUUUCUAUUUGUAUGCAGUCAGCUUACAAUGAAGGAACACUAAUGAAGUUUCAGAAAAUAACAGGUGAUGCUCGAAUUCCGUUGCCUGUCGACACCUUCCAUGUCCCAAUCUCUACUCAGGAGACCUUAGAGACUUCCAAAGACAACCUGGGAGUCCCAGUCACAGAACAGCGGCAGGAGUCUUUUGAAGAUUUCAUUGCUAGAGCAUGUUCUCCUUCAGCAGAUGUAAUUUGUGGAACGGGAAGUCAAAGAAAAGAAGAGGAAUUAUCUAGAAAUAGCAGGCCUUCCUCAGAAAAAAUGACCAAAACAGGUGAAUAUAUCAAAAAGCACUCUGCUAAGAAACAGCCUGGGAAGGACCUGCAUUCCUGCUCUGAGUCACCUGUAAAGCAGAAAACCAGAGGAAUCGGGCAGAAUAGCUCUUUGGUUAAUGAACCAAUUAAAAGCGAGUCUUCGAAAAAACACAUUUCUGUUAAGAAAGAGAGUAAAAUACUGACUGUUUCAUCAAAGACAACUAGAAGUAAACUCAAUCUUCUUGAACAUUCUGAAAGUGAUACUCUUGGAUCUGAUUUUGAAUUUCAAGAAAGCAUCCAUACUCUAUCACGCCUGACAUAGGUCUAAAUCUUUUAAAAUUAUGUUUUUACCUUCAAAUUUUAAUAAAUUACUUGUUUUUAUUAUA
Cervus elaphus (red deer) is the source of this 2765-nucleotide messenger RNA. RefSeq names its product centrosomal protein 78 (gene CEP78). Gene Ontology annotation, cellular component: centrosome. The record is from RefSeq and is a predicted model, not a curated record. Gene Ontology annotation, molecular function: protein binding. The transcript is spliced from 16 exons. Bases 281 to 2701 code for a protein of 806 amino acids. NCBI's taxonomy places the organism in Eukaryota, Metazoa, Chordata, Mammalia, Artiodactyla, Cervidae.